AAACGGGUAAUUACCCCAAAUUAAAACCCUGCCAAGCCCCCGCCUCCCAACUCCCUACGAUAGUAACGCAACUGCGAAGACGAAGUGCAAGCGCGAAGAGCAGAAAGGCCAGAGGGAGUCUAGCGAACAUCAGCCGACCUGCGGCCACCAGCCGCGCUUCCGCCUGCCGUUUAGGUCCCUGCGUCGUCCCCAUCGCUCCGGCUGUCCAGGCGAGUAGGCGACCAGGCAGUCCAGCACUCUGCCCUCCACCUCCACCACUCCAGCUCCCGGCCCUCCACUCUCCACCUGUGGUGAAGAAGAAGAAUAUGGACAACGGUGGAGGAAGCAAUGGAGUUCCAGACAACGCUCCUGAACACUGUCCCGGUACUCAAUCGGAAGAUGCAGGGAAAUCCGAUGCGUGCCAAGGUUGCCCCAAUCAGCAAAUUUGUGCUACUGCUCCCAAAGGCCCUGACCCAGAUUUGGUAGCAAUAGUAGAAAGAAUGGCAACAGUGAAGCACAAAAUACUUGUUUUAUCAGGAAAGGGUGGGGUCGGAAAGAGCACAUUCUCUGCCCAGCUUGCAUUCACACUAUCUGCCAUGGAUUUCCAAGUUGGUCUCCUUGAUAUUGAUAUCUGCGGUCCAAGUAUACCUAAGAUGCUCGGUCUAGAAGGUCAAGAGAUUCACCAGAGCAACCUUGGAUGGUCCCCUGUCUAUGUUGAGUCCAACCUUGGUGUCAUGUCAAUUGGAUUCAUGCUCCCUGACCCUGAUGAGGCCGUCAUAUGGAGGGGGCCACGCAAGAAUGGUUUAAUCAAACAGUUCCUAAAGGAUGUUUAUUGGGGCGAUCUUGAUUUUCUUGUGGUUGACGCCCCACCUGGGACGUCGGAUGAGCACAUCUCCAUAGUCCAAUUCCUCCAGUCAACAGGAAUAGAUGGAGCCCUCAUCGUCACUACCCCACAACAAGUGUCUCUCAUAGACGUAAGGAAGGAAAUAAGCUUUUGCAAGAAAGUUGGGCUACUCGUUCUUGGAGUUGUUGAGAACAUGAGCGGUCUUUGCCAGCCGUUAUCAGAGUUUAAAUUCAUGAGGAUUACUGAAAGUGAGGAGCAGGUGGAUAUUACGGAUUUGGUCAUGGAAUGUAUGAGGGAGAAGGCGCCGGAAAUGCUGAAUGUGUUUGCUUAUAGCGAAGUGUUUGACACUAGCCGGGGUGGGGCCGCUGCAAUGUGCAGUGAUAUGGGUGUUCCGUUUCUUGGUGCCGUACCUUUGGAUCCCCAACUCGGUAAGGCAGCUGAGGAAGGGAGAUCUUGUUUUACGGAUAACAAGUGUCCCGCAAGCGCCCCUGCAAUUAAGUUGAUUGUGGAGAAGUUGGUAGAGAUAAUGAUAUCAAGAAGAGAGGAGAAUGGAGUUUAGCUCUUUCUUGUUCCGGUUUUUGCUCAGUUGACGGCCCUGUUUGUUUUUUGGGGGAUUUGGACCAAACCGCUGCAAAAUGCAGCGUUUUCAUUUGGAAAAAACGGCGGAUUGAAGCCAAUCUCCGCUAUUAACCAAACGUAGGUGACGUCUCCUUCGAAUCCUUUGCCUGUGUGGGGUUGCAGUUACUGGUUCUUUUUGAGUUUUAUUGCUUAUUCGCAAAUACAAGGUUCAGUUUGUAUUCAUGAAUGAAAUAUUUAUAUAUAUGUGACUAAAAUAUGGCUCAAGUAGUCAAGUACUCAAGUGUAAUGACUAUAGUAGUAACUUAGUCCAUGUAACUUAUAUUCAAUUUUUACAUAUAAGUGGUUAUGAGAUUAUAUUAUAAUUCAGUAGAGCGGUUUUGGAGUUAGUGAUGGACUAAAAAUAAAAUAAU
Cuscuta europaea is the source of this 1812-nucleotide messenger RNA. The record is from the annotation of a GenBank genome assembly. Lineage: Eukaryota; Viridiplantae; Streptophyta; Magnoliopsida; Solanales; Convolvulaceae.